CUCGCGUCUUGCCACAACCCUGCUGAGGCAACCACAUCGCCUCCGGUGUCGUCGACGAACGACCAGCAUAUAUUCUACUGUCUCCAAGGCCACCGUUCACUAUCUGUUGCCAAAGCUUGAGGAACCCUAGGUGUAAUUCGCAAUAUUCCCGCAGCUAGCACGAAGUUGCAGCACUUCGUCAGCUUCCCUCGUCUGCGACUGGCCUGAUCACGACUCGACUUCCGAAGGAGACUCGCUGUCAGCGCGGAUAGAUUACUUGCAAUCUGGGGCCUUGCUUGUGGAAUCAGCAUCCAUUAAGCUUCGUCGUACCCACGGCGGUACUCCGCUGAGAACGGUUCUGUUUGAUCCAUUGGAAGGAGCAGUAGAGGUAUCCCGCGCAACAUGGACUUCAACUCGCUGGCAGAAAACGCGUCGCGGCUAGGCGCACGUCUGCAGGAAACACUCUCCGAGCAAACGCGCGACCUGAACAUCGCCAGGGCGUCCAGCUCAGCCUAUCUAGACAAUCCGGAGGACAAAGUUCGCAACAUCAAGAAACAGCUCGACUCAAACAGUGAUAGGGAGAAGCUGGAGGCUAUGAAGCGGCUCAUUGCGCUCAUCUCCAAGGGGCGCAACGUCUCAGAGUUUUUCCCUCAAGUGGUGAAGAAUGUUGCGUCGCAUAACCUUGAGGUUCGCAAGCUCGUAUACAUCUACCUUCUCCGCUACGCCGAAGACGAGCCCGAGACCGCCCUCCUGUCGAUCAACACGUUCCAGAAGGACCUCUCAGACUCAAGUCCUCUCAUCCGCGCAAUGGCGCUUCGGCUUCUAUCAGGUCUGAACAUGCCGGUCAUCGCCAGCAUACUUGUCUUAGCGAUCAAGAAAGCCGCCUCGGAUAUUAGUCCUUACGUGCGCAAAGCUGCUGCGCUUGCCCUCCCGAAGUGUUACAACCUAGAUCCCUCACACCAACCUGAGCUCAUACAAGUCCUGACGAAUCUGCUACGCGAUCGGUCGCCGUUAUCCAUCGGCUCCGUCGCCGCCGCCUUCACCACAGUAUGCCCCACACGCCUUGACCUUCUCCAUCCUCACUACCGCCGGCUGUCUCGCACGAUCAUCGAUGCGGACGAAUGGGGCCAAGUCGACCUGCUCGACUUGCUCACGCGAUACGCACGGACGAUGCUGCCACGUCCGACUGAAGAGGUUGACCCGGACCUUCGGUUACUCCUGAACUCGGCGGAGCCCCUUUUCCAGUCUCAAAACCCGGCGGUCGUAUUGGCUGUCGCACGCGUGUUCUACUACCUCGCCCCGCCUUCGGAAGUACCCAAGAUCGUCCUUCCGCUGCUCCGCCUCCUCCACACAUCGCGCCAGGUCGAGCGAGUCGUUCUCGCAUAUCUUCUCAUUGCGGCGCGCACUUUCUCACAUGCCAUCGCACCACAUUAUGCACGGUGCCUUAUACGUGCCGACGACGUCCGCCAGACGAAGGUUGCCAAGGUGCGCCUCCUGCGUGCCCUCAUUACGCCGGAAACACACCCAGCACUCCUCCGCGAGUUUACGGCCUAUGCGGAAGACGCGGACGAUGCCCUCGUGGCAGACUCCAUUCAAGCAAUCGGGUACUGUGCGCGCAUCGUCCCAGAGGCAACGCAACACUGUCUCAGUGCACUCAUGGGCUUUAUCCAGAGCAAACACGACAGCAUCGUCGCCAACGCGGUCAUCGUUCUCAAGUCCCUCGUCCAAAUCCGUCUCCAGCAUCAGCAAUACGUGCCCAUGAACGGCGAUCCCACGACGUCACCUCUGUCGAUCAUCGCCCGCCUCGCAUGGCGCAUCGACGAGAUCCGUCACCCGAAGGCACGCGCGUGCGUCCUCUGGCUCGUCGGGCAAUACGCGCCGGGCGACGCGCAAGUGAAAGGGUCCGGUAAGGGCAUCGAGGGCAUCGUGGAGUGGGCGCCCGACGUGCUUCGCAAGUCCGUCAAGAGUUUCAUGGAGCAGCCGCCGAUGGUGAAACUCCAGACACUGACGCUUGCCGCGAAGCUGCUCGUCCUCGCUCCGACGAACCGCACGCUCGCGCUCAUGGCCCGACACGUGUUGGCCCUAGCAAGGUACGACCAGUCGGUAGACGUACGUGACCGGGGACGGAUGCUCGCUGCGCUUCUCGUAGGCGUCGACGCUAGCGUCGCAGAGCCUUUGGAGGACAUAGCCGGCGUGACGCUUCGCCGGGAGCAGGUCCGUAUGGUCCUGUUCUCAGGCAAGUUGGGCGUCGCAGAAGAUACCUCGCGACACGACGACGAUCGCUUGCCAUUUGGCACAUUGAGUGCUGUCACUGGCAAAGAGACCCUGGAGAGCCACCUACCCGACUGGUUAGAGGAGGGCACCGAGCCCUCUCUCCGCGACUCAGAAGAGGAUGUGCCAGUGGCACCCGUGGUCACUCAGAUAUCCUCGCAAGCAUCAGCGGUCGCGCGCCCGAUCUCAGCAAGGUCGACGCCUAUCGUGCUUUCCUCAUCCGACUCCCGUGCAAACUCUUUCAAUCGCCAGAACGGCACCAAGGUCAACUGGCAAGAUUUGGAUAAGUUUUACGAGGAUACAAACGAAGAGGAGGAGGAAGAGACCGAGAGCGAGGAGAGUGAGGACGAGAGCGAGGAUGAUGAGGAGAGCGGCGAGGAUGAUGAGGAGAGUGAAGGGGAAGAUGAGAGCGACGAUGACCGAAUACAUGGGUAGCAGCUACAACGCAAUCUACAACAACAGCUUGUAUGAUACUGUCCUGUCCGUGGUGCACGCAAGAAGCAGGUCCGUUAAUACAACAGGUUUUACAACAAUGCACCCUCGGGGAGCUUGUAGUACAGAGGCUAUCGGUGAGGUUAGCCAUAAAUUGUAUGAUGGUGGUAGAAAGACACCUCACCGUAUCGAAAACAUGAUAGAAGUGACCGCGCUUGCCACCGAGUUCAGGAUAAUACUCCAUUGGGAACCA
Molecule: messenger RNA, 2935 nt
Organism: Rhodofomes roseus
Lineage: Eukaryota; Fungi; Basidiomycota; Agaricomycetes; Polyporales; Fomitopsidaceae
Product: adaptin N terminal region-domain-containing protein
Exons: 10
Coding region: 382-2685 (767 amino acids)
Biological process (GO): intracellular protein transport; vesicle-mediated transport
Cellular component (GO): membrane coat
Molecular function (GO): clathrin binding
Source: RefSeq, a predicted model, not a curated record